Exophiala oligosperma is the source of this 3422-nucleotide messenger RNA. RefSeq lists its product as uncharacterized. The transcript is spliced from 8 exons. The record is from RefSeq and is a predicted model, not a curated record. Bases 722 to 2065 code for a protein of 447 amino acids. Lineage: Eukaryota; Fungi; Ascomycota; Eurotiomycetes; Chaetothyriales; Herpotrichiellaceae.
CAGAGUCAAAAGGCCAUCUGCGAGCAGACGUACUGUACUGUUACACGCUUUGAAAAUAAUGCUUGCUAGCCUUACCUCUGCCAACCUAAUCCACCCGAGGUGCCUCGGUUUCCGCUGAAGAAAUUUGCACGACAAAGCAACGUGUUUUCCACCUGGCUCUCGGAUAGAUUCUUUCCCUCUGUCUGUACAGUUACAUGUGAUAGUCCUGGAAUUCCAUUCUCAGCUACAACCGGAUUCAAGCGACGGUGGCCAAGGAUGACGCCCAACCCUACCCCGUCGACGCUUCAGGUAGGUUUAUGUCCACAGCGGCCCCAUAAACCGUUGAGUUGGUUUAGCCGGUGCCAGAAUGAGCUUCAACUGGAAUCCCAGUCAUGAAAUAAUAUCCACUUCUCCACAGCAGAACCAGGUACAACUAGGAACGAUGGAUCGAUGGGACGUGGUAUUGGAGGGGGGAAUCUGAUCCUUGAUCGCCUCUCGCCUCUCGCCUCGAAUGGAACAGCUGAAGAAUACUCCGUAGUCACUACUACACUACAUACAUGCUUGCUCGCCCACGACGAUUGACAGAUGACAGACGUGGGAGAGGAACUUGUUGGUCCAUCGUGGAUUUGACCUACACAUACCUACUGUACACUACCUUUUCGAUUCUACUGUACUGUACAAACCACCGCCUCCGCCGCCUCUUCUUCUUCUUCUCCUGACCAUAUUUUCAACCUUUGCAACCAUGGCUGCCGGACAGUCAGCAACGGAACAACUGUUGGCUGCGCUGCCCAAAUGCGCGGCCGCCUGUGCCCAGUCUAUACUCCCGUCCUCGACAUGUUCGUUGACCGACGUCGCAUGUCUUUGUGCCGAUGCGCCUAUCCUUGGUCAAAUUGAACAGUGCAGCACAGCCAACUGUACAGUUAUCGAGGCUCUGAGUGCCUUUAAUGCGACCCAGACAGCAUGCGGUGUCACACCGACCGACCUAUCACAGACCUACAUCAUUGUCACGUCGAUAUUCCUUGCUUUGGCAGUUUUGUUCUAUCUGAUUCGGCUCUACGUUCGGCCGCCAUUGACUCCGGGAUUCCGUAUCGACGACGGCAUCAUGCUGGUUGCGACUCUUACGGUUGUCGUAUUCACGGCGCUCAAUUUGCAGGCUGCGAACAAAGGUCUUGGAAAGGACAUAUGGAACGUUGAACCCGACAACAUCGACAUUGUCUUGAAGGACUUUUUCAUUGGCGAGUUCUUGUACAUCUUCAUCAGUGUCGUCACCAAGUUGGCCGUCUUGGCCUUCUACCUCAAGGUCUUUUCGCAGCCGUAUUUCCAAAAGGCCGCAUACCUCGUCAUGGGUCUAUGUUUCUCCUACUUCGUCUCGUACAUGUUUGUGCUCGGCUUCGAGUGCACACCGGUGUCGUUCUUCUGGGAACAGUGGCGGGACCCCUCCGCUGGAACAUGCAUCAACAUCAACGCCGGAGGUUGGGCGGCUGCGGCGAUCAACAUCGCUCUCGACGUGGCCAUCCUCGCCCUGCCGGUGCCGGUCAUCCUCAGACUUCAAAUCUCUCGGCAACAAAAACUUCAAGUGUUGAGCAUGUUUGGAGUUGGAUCAUUGAUCACUGUCGUCAGCAUCAUAAGACUUCAAUCACUCAUCAAAUUUGCAAAAGAUUCCAACGUAACAUACCAUCUUUAUUCCAUCUCCAUUUGGAGUUCUCUCGAAUUGUACAUCAGUAUCGUUUGCGCAUGCAUGCCCGCUGCCCGUUUGUUCCUCCAGAGAUGCUGGCCGUCGCGAUUCGGCACGACAAAGGACCACGCAGGCUCUUACCUCCGUCAGUCAAGUACUUCUCACGGCGGUGGCGGUCCACGGCAAGGUCCUCCUCAACCACCACCUCCGCAAUAUCAGCCGCAACAACCGCUCAGUGCGAACCCUAACGAUCGCAUCUAUAUGUCCAAAUCUGCAUCCUAUGAUGUUAAUGUAUCACAAGUACCGGGAAGGAGGGACGACGUGGAACUCAGCGAGUCGGACGGGUGGUUGGCGACCUCAAAAGGAGGUAGAGGAUACAUGUCGUCUUCGAACAAUCAUGAAAGGUACUAGGGCAAGUGGCAUUCAAGUACGCUGUCUACCUCUACCUCUACCAAUCUUUCUCCCUGCGGACAAAAAGCUAUCUCUUUCAGCAGUGACGUGUACAAAUGUAAUAUUUCUCUUGUACAUACAAUGUACAACCACUCACAACCUGUGUCCAAAAAAUAUGCUCCUAUUUAUCUGAGGUUUUCCAAAAUCAUCGGCCUGCCGCAACGGCCGGAUUGAGUCAUGUUUGUUCCUUACUCACAACCUCCAAGAUCGACUGGGAGUCGUUCGACAGACACCACUGGAUCGAAUCAACAAUCACCUUGUCCCAUUUGUUUGUGGACCAUAGAUUUUGAAAUCUCCUGAAUCCAUGAGGCAAACCGGGGAACACAUAAGUCUUUGUUAGUACUCUGAGUGCGUCAAAGAUUUAUCAGCAUCAUCAUCACAAUACGUUCCAUUGACUAAAGCGAGGGGCGUUUGACGAGACUUACUCGUUCUUCUUUAAUUUUUCUGCAUAAUAAAGUCCCUCGUCUCUCAACAGAUCCUGCCCGGCAACAAGACAACUCGUCUUUGGUAAACCUUGGAUGACGGUGUCGUCGGUCAAUGCGACGUUGAAGCUUGGGUCCGACACGGCUUCGGGUCCGAGAAGGUCGGCAAAAACUUUCAAGAUGGACCAUGGCAACACGGGAGCGUUUUGGUUUUGGUUGAAACUACUGAGGGCCUCUCUCGCCAAAGGGUUUGCUGAAGGGUGCAACAACCAAGGACUGGCCAGUACUUGACCCAGGAUCGUCACCGCUGGUGCCGCCGCUUGGCCUGACUGCAGGAGUCGUUGUCGAUGAUGAUGUACGGCAAUCGACGCCGCAAGACCUCCACCGGCAGACACACCGCCGACCACCACCUUCGAAGGGUCACCACCGAAGUCGGUCGCGUGAGUCGACAACCAUACCAAAGAAUCCCACGCGUCGUUGAAUUGAGUGGGCCAGGGGAACUCUGGAGUGUGUCGAUAGUUGACAUUGACGACGACCAGGGGGAAAGAAGAAUCGCCCACCAAACGUGAGCAAGUACCAUCUUCCGAGUCGACAUUCCCCAGGAGGUGUCCACCACCGUGGAAGUACAAGUAUAUCGGUAGACCUGUACCUGAAGUUGCACUCGAACUGGCAUUUGUUGCGAGCACUUUCGGUUUAUACACUCUGGCGGUUAUAUUUUGAGAAUCCCUGGUGAGAAUCGAGUAGUCUUGCCAUGCCACUUUUUCUUUCAGACCUAAAGAGCAGCGUAUCAAUCAGCAUGACUUGGCUCGCUCGAAUCAUAAGGAGUGGACACUGGACUGAAACUAGAGAUCCCACCUACCUAACGCCUUGACUUGUUCUUGUGCCGCCACCGUUCG